This is a messenger RNA of Tetrahymena thermophila SB210, 1650 nucleotides long. RefSeq names its product PHD-finger protein. The record is from RefSeq and is a predicted model, not a curated record. The transcript has 11 exons. Lineage: Eukaryota; Ciliophora; Oligohymenophorea; Hymenostomatida; Tetrahymenidae. Gene Ontology annotation, biological process: negative regulation of DNA-templated transcription. Gene Ontology annotation, molecular function: transcription corepressor activity.
AUGUAGAAACUCUUAAAAUAUAUCUGCUUAUUUAUUGUAAACUAUUAACUUUCAUCUUUUAUUACUAAUAAUUUUCUACAUUUUCUGUCGCUAUAUAAAAAUUUAUUAAAUAAAAAGCAAAGCGAGCGCAGGUUAAGAAAUUUAAAUAAUAAAUUCUUAAUUUAAUUAGAUCAAAUAAACAUAUAUUUAUUAUUUUUAGUUAGUUUUCUUUUAGAAAGAAAGAAAUUUUUUACGCACGUUGAUUAAAUGUUGAAUAAAUUUGUUCUGGAUAAACAAACAGAUAGAAAUUUCAGUCCGUUUGAUAAAUACAUUUUUGAGUAAUUGCAUUUAAAUUCUAAUAAAAUUAAUCCCUUUCACACAGAUUGCAAAUUUACAAAGAGAAGAGUAUGCUAUUGCAACUAUCAUAAUAGCUCUUUAAUAGAGCAAAGAUCAUAAGAGUUAAACGAAGCAGUAAAUAGAUAUUUAAAGGUUGACUAUAGUGGAGCUACAAAGCAAGAUUUAAAGAGGUCACUCAUAAAUAGAUAGCUCGCUUAAGAAAAAGUUAAAAGGUUAUAGGAUUUAGAAGAUUUAUUUUACAUGGCACCAAAAUAUGAAAAGUACGUUGAAGCUUAAAAAGAAGAGGAAAAUGCAAUCUUAAGAGAAUAAAUCAUUUAGGAAUAAAAGAACAUGAUCAUUAAUGGGCAGUGCUACUAUUGUCAAACUACUCAUUCAAAUAAAUUUUAUGAGAUAAGUCCUAAUCCUGCUGAGACUGUCGUUAUCUGUGAAGAAUGCGCAAUUUCUAAUCAUCCUGAAGUAGUUACUUACAAUAACAAGCCUGCUUAAAAGCCUGAAAAUCUUAUCGAAAAGAAAAAAAAGAGGCAAGAAGCUCAAGCUAAAAGAUUACAAACUCUUCAAGCAAAGAAAUUACUCAAAAUGGGUACCUUGGAUUAAAAUUCUAAUAAGCAAAAUAAAUAAGGAAAUGAAAAAAGCACAACAAAGCUUGACAAAGAAGAUGACGAAGAUGAAAGUGACAUUUCAGAAACUUAAAAAGAAUGCAAUUGGGAAAAAUGCAAAAAGAAAAAUAAAAGUGAUCCUGAAGACAUUCUUGUUUGCAAAAAUUGCAACAAGAGCUUUCAUGCUGAGUGCUGCGAUCCUCCUCUUGAAAAGGGAAUAGUUUCAAAGUACGAUUGGUUUUGUACAGAAUGCAAGCUAUGUAUUGCUUGUAACAAAAACACUAAAGAAAAUGAAUUGCUUAUGUGCGACUGUUGUGAUAGACCAUUCCACAUGAGCUGUUUGGAACCAGCAAGAACUGAUAUUCCAGAAGGUAGAUGGUUUUGUAAAGAUUGUGAAAAAUGUCCAUGCUGUGGAGUUCUCUUAUUCUAAAAUUAUUCAAGAGAACUGCUUAAGUAGUAUUCAAAAUAAUAAGUGGAUAAUAAAAUAAUAUGUAAAGAUUGUUGGGUAUACUACCAAUAAAAAAAAUACUGUCCUAUUUGCUUCAAAAUAAUAGAAGAAAAUGCGGAAGGCUAGUUUGUGUAUUGUGAUAAAUGUGAAUUAUGGCUACAUUACGAGUGUGAAAAGAAGCUUAGCAACAGAUCCUUUAGAGAAAUUAACAGAUCAAAAUAGUUUUGUUGUAGUAAAUGUAAGGUUAUUGAAGACAGUAAGUAAAAAUGA